Molecule: messenger RNA, 1461 nt
Organism: Schistosoma mattheei
Lineage: Eukaryota; Metazoa; Platyhelminthes; Trematoda; Strigeidida; Schistosomatidae
Source: the annotation of a GenBank genome assembly
AUGCUGAAAAAAAGUUUGAAUUUGUGUACAUUUCCAAAUUGUUACAUUUCAAAUGUGAUUGAUCAACUACUAAUCAGAUCCAAACUUAAUAAUAACCAAUGUUAUCAACCCCAGUACUCAACUACACCUGUUCAGAAUGUUGUAAACAAUUCUGCUGAACUGACAACUGAUAAAUCUCCAUAUCCAAAAUAUCUGUCUUGGACAGAUCCACAUGAAUUGGCUCACUAUCUUAGUCAGCGUAUUGUAGCUUUAACUAAAUAUUUUGUUGUGAUUGAUAAACCACCUAAUCUUUCUGUUUGGGGUCACUCACUAACCAGCCGUGAAGCUAUUUCAAUGAUUAAUCCUAAAUUAUACAGUGCAUCAGAUCUUGGUAUAAAUGAUUGUUUACCACAAUUAAACACUAUAAUCACAUCGUUGGAACGGGAACAACAGGAUACUCCUAAUGAUAAUUUAUCGAAUUCAUGUGGAUCUAUUGAAAUUCCUAAAUUGUAUAUCAUUGAAUCUUUGCCGGCUGCUUAUUCCGGUCUCAUUUUAUUGGGUAGAAAUGAAAAAUAUACUAAUGCUGCUCGUAAAUUUUAUAAAACUGCGAUGCUCGGAGGUAGUCCUUGGGAACUAUAUCAAAAACUCCUAAUUGUUUGUUGGGGUAAACCACAACAAAUUCAGUCAAAACCAACAUCAUUUCCGAUUGCUGCUUAUGCAUUACAUGAUCAUCUGCGUGUCGGUUAUAGACCAUCUCCAAAUGAAAUUUCGAAAGGUUUAAAAUUGAAAGGUGUUAUUCUAGAAAAAUCUGUUCACCAUACAAUUCUUUCCGAAGGUUCUGAGAAUUCCAGUCUUGUCAAACUUGAAACAAACAGUCUGUAUCGUGGUUUACCUGAAGUCUACUUAUUAUAUGAAGGUUGCACUGUUGUCGGAGAAACAUUUCAAGCUUCACGUCUUGUGAACACUGGGAUAUCACCUAUUGUCUUACCGCCUAAUAAAAUUCGCUUAAACUAUUCUAUACCACUGAAACAACGUCGAAUUCUUGGUCAAUCCAAUAUUAAUUUCGAAUAUAUACCAGUUCAUAUUCAUCGUUCCCAUUUAUAUCUACCUAUACCAUUUUAUAUGAAUGCCCCAAAUUUAUGUAUAAAAUCAUAUGUUAAAAAGCCUUCACAUCUUUUUAAAAUCAAAUCUGAAAGCUUUUCUUUAAAAUCUUGUAAUAUAUCAUCACAACCUAGUCCCUUAUCAUUAUCUUGUGUUAAGCAGGAAGUCGACAGUGAUACAAUACCGACAACAAAGACAACAACCAGUAAUAAUAAUAAUCGUACAAUUAAUUAUUACUUCCUAACAUGUCAUUCAUAUGAAUUGCCUGAUUAUUUUUCUAAUACUUUAGCUCGUCUUGGAAUUGAAUUUGAUUACGCUAAUUGGUUAGAACAAAACAUUAUAAAUAAUAAUAAUGAUAAAAUUUUAAAUAAAAUUACCUAA